AUGGAGGGGUUUGAGAUUCUAUUUGGGUUUUAUGACCCGUGUCAUCUCCCAAAUAAUCCUGGAUGGCCCCUGCGCAACCUCUUAGCACUUAUUUCUGCAAGGUGGAAUCUCAAGUCUGUUCAGUUUUUCUGCUACAGGGAUGCCAGGUUGCGCACAUGCUUAUGUAUUUCAAUUCUUGAUAACUUAUAUUUUUCGCUGCAGGCAUGGGGUGUCCGAAAAAUUACUCUAGUUGACAAUGGCAGGGUGGCUAUGUCUAAUCCAUUGAGGCAGUCUCUUUAUACUUUGGAUAACUGUCUUAAUGGCGGAGAGUUUAAAGCUACAGCAGCAGUUGAAAGUCUCAAACGGAUAUUUCCUGCAGUGGAAGCGGAAGGCAUUGUUAUGGCUAUACCAAUGCCUGGACACCCUGUAAAUAGCCAGGAACAGGAGAAUGUACUUGACGAUUGCAGGCGUUUGCGCGAUUUGAUUGAUGCUCAUGAUGCAGUUUUUUUAUUGACAGAUAUGAGGGAAAGUCGUUGGCUCCCAACACUUCUUUGUGCCAAUGCUAUCAAGAUUACCAUGACUGCAGCACUGGGGUUUGAAAGUUUCUUGGUUAUGCGUCACGGAGCGGGUCCUUUCAGCAGCGCCUGUGAUUCGAGUGCUGAAACAGCUAGUUCUUCAUCUGCCGAUUUGUCUGUAAAUGAUGCAAAUGGAAAACAUAGACUGGGAUGCUAUUUCUGCAACGAUGUUGUUGCACCAACUGAUUCAACGUCCAACCGCACUCUGGACCAGCAAUGUACUGUGACCCGACCGGGGCUAGCUCCUAUUGCUUCUGCCCUUGCUGUUGAACUUUUAGUAGGGAUUUUGCAUCACCCUCAAGGAUAUAUGCAAAAAAUGCGUUAA
This is a messenger RNA of Lathyrus oleraceus (garden pea), 879 nucleotides long. RefSeq names its product ubiquitin-like modifier-activating enzyme atg7. Gene Ontology annotation, molecular function: Atg12 activating enzyme activity; Atg8 activating enzyme activity. The transcript has 7 exons. Lineage: Eukaryota; Viridiplantae; Streptophyta; Magnoliopsida; Fabales; Fabaceae. The coding region runs from base 1 to 879 and encodes 292 amino acids. The record is from RefSeq and is a predicted model, not a curated record. Gene Ontology annotation, biological process: autophagy of mitochondrion; piecemeal microautophagy of the nucleus; cellular response to nitrogen starvation. Gene Ontology annotation, cellular component: phagophore assembly site; cytoplasm.